GGGCUCCUUGCAAUCGGGUAAAGAUCGUUUCUCAACGCAGGCUCUCUAGCCACGUGGACCUGAUAAAAAGACAAAAAGCAGCUGGCUGCUUUUUGUUAUAAAAAGCUAUGGCCUCCGGCUCCACUCCUGAGUUUGGUGGCUAUGAUCUCCAGUUUAUGAGCGAACCUCCAGAUGCACUGAUGUGUCUGAUUUGCACACUUGUGGCCAAGGACCCUCAACAAAUGGACUGCUGUGGGAGAGUCUACUGCACACUCUGUCUCUCUGAGCACAAGAAGCACUCGGACAAGUGCCCUCAAUGCAGGAAGGCUGGGAAUAGCUUCAACGACAAAAAGAGCAGUUUAGAGAUCAAUAACCUCAGAGUCAAGUGUCGUAACGAAGGAGCCGGUUGUCGAUGGAUGAAAGAACUGCAUGGCCUCGAAAAACAUCAAAAGUCAUGUCAGCACGCUUUGGUCUCGUGUCCCAAUGAAUGCAAGGAAGCAGGAGGCUCUGAAGUUUGUACUUUUCUUCGCAAAGCUUUAAAAUCUCACAUCAAAUCUAAAUGUCCGAAAAGGCAAUACAAAUGCCCACGCUGUCAAGAAUCGGGAGAAUACGAAGAGAGAACAAGCAGACAUCUUAAUGUUUGUCCAAUGAUAAGCACGGAUUGUCCAAACGAAGGUUGUCACAAACGAAUACCCCGUAGCUCUGUCUCUAGCCAUGCUAAUAUCUGUGACUAUGAGCUUGUUCCCUGCAAGUAUGCCGUGGUCGGUUGUGAGAAGACUCCUCUACGUAAGGACCUUUUGGAGCAUGAGGAAGAUGACAAACUUCACCUGCGUAUUACUGCUGAAGCUGUUUUGAGUUUACAACAGAAGAUGACAUCCGAUUCAUCAAACCAGUUCACAUUUAUGGUGCCAGAGUUCAAGAAACUAAGAUUGAAGAAUGCGGUCCAUACAAGUCCACCAUUCUACAUGAAAGGCUAUAAAAUGAAUAUAGAAGUUCGUGCAAAUGGUGAUCAAGAAGGCAAAGCCCAUGUCUCUGUGUUUUCUUUCUUCUUGAAGGGAAAAUACGAUAAUUGUCUUCAGUGGCCAUUUCCAGGAACAGUAUCAAUCGAACUACUAAAUCAGCUGGAGGAUGUGAGCCAUUUUAAACAAGGUAUGGUGUUUCCUGCCGACAACAUAUCCAGUCAUCGUGUGACAAAUAACCGUGGAAAAGGCAAGGGGGGAUGGGGCUGGGUUAGAUUCGUCUCUCACUCUGCACUGAACUACAAUCUUGAAAAAAACUGUCAAUACCUCAAGAAUGAUUCUCUUGUUUUUCGAAUAUCUAUCGACAUACCUGAUCACAAGCCCUGGCUCGUGUGUAGCGCUGAGAGCAUGUUUCACCAUUAACUGUAACUACCACAACUGCUGUUGUUCCACUAAUAUUUAAUAUUCAUAUUUUAUUGCUAUUGCCAUACUAUCUUGUGCAUUAUUGAUGUAUAUACUGUUUUUGAUUAUGA
Molecule: messenger RNA, 1471 nt
Organism: Halichondria panicea
Lineage: Eukaryota; Metazoa; Porifera; Demospongiae; Suberitida; Halichondriidae
Product: TNF receptor-associated factor 4-like
Exons: 2
Coding region: 108-1361 (417 amino acids)
Molecular function (GO): zinc ion binding; protein binding
Source: RefSeq, a predicted model, not a curated record